AUGGGGAUAAGGUAGCUUCAAGAUCAUCCUGUAUUCAAAGCAGAUAGAAAUAGAAUAUAUGAUGAUGCACUUAAUCUCGCAAUUUCAAAGAAAUAAAUGUUCAAGUUAAAUCCUGAGAUUAUCGAAUUUAGAUUUGGGCAAGAAGUUUAUCAAAUAGGCUCUGAUAGCAGAGUUGGAGCUUGGAAUGGAAAUCAUGCGGUCAGAAUGAAAUGGAAUCAUGGACAUCUGUGGAAUAUGUAAUACAAUAAAUCAGAACUCCCUUUGAAAUUUGAAUUCAAGUUUGUUAUAAAGGAAGGCAAUACCAUUGUCAGAUGGGAAGAAGGAAUGAAUCACGUACAUGACCUAGACAAGUAUCUUGAGAAAUUCAAGCAGACCGAAAUUAUGAAGUAAAUUCAGGCAGGAAAAUAUGAUGAGAUUGAAAUAGAAUUCGAAAAAGAGAAAAUAGCAUAUAAUAGAGUCAAUAAAGUAUUCAUAUUGCACACUCUGUGGCAAAACAAAUGA
Molecule: messenger RNA, 501 nt
Organism: Stylonychia lemnae
Lineage: Eukaryota; Ciliophora; Spirotrichea; Sporadotrichida; Oxytrichidae
Source: the annotation of a GenBank genome assembly